CAAUGAAUUUGGCGAAUCGAGUGGCUAUUGUGACGGGGGCUGGCAAUGGCCUUGGGAAGGCUUAUGCUUUGUACCUCAGCAAACUGGGGGCGAAAGUUGUCGUCAACGACACUGGUGGCAACCGCCAUGGCGUCGGGACCGAGACUGGCGCCGCAGAUGCGGUGGUGCAACAAAUCCAAAGUUUGUAUGGCAAGGAUGCCGCGGUGCCAAAUUACACCACGGUGGAGCACGGUGACAGUAUUGUGCAAACGGCGCUGGAUGCAUACGGACGUGUCGACAUUCUCGUCAACAAUGCUGGCAUUCUACGCGACGUGACAUUGAAGAACAUGACGCAGGACGACUGGGACCUUGUCCUUCGAGUCCACUUGAACGGCACCAUGAGUGUGACCAAGUCGGCGUGGCCGCACAUGCGAGAACAACAGUUUGGCCGCAUCGUCAACGUAACUUCGGCGUCGGGGCUGUAUGGCAACAUUGGUCAGGCCAACUACGCCGCGGCGAAAAUGGGCAUCGCUGGGUUCACGUUCACGGCCGCCAAGGAAGGAAUUCGCAGCAACAUCAAAGUGAACGUCGUGGCGCCGCUGGCCAUGUCGCGGAUGACUGAAACUAUCGAGUCGGCGUCCCCCAAAGUUCUGGGGCGCCUCCAGCCCGAUUUUGUAGCGCCCUUCGUGGGGUAUCUGUGUCAUGAUGACUGCGCCGUGUCUGGCAACAUCUACGAAGUUGGGGCCGGAUGGGUGUCGAGGGUGCGGUGGCAGCGGUCGAAGGGGGUGGUGUUCCCCCCCAACGGCGGCAUGACGCUUGAGACAAUCGCCGCCAACCUCGACAGCAUCCAUACAUUCGAUGACGAAGCCACGUAUCCAGACAGUUUGCUGGAUUCCAUCGACGCGUGUGAAAAUGCUCUCCAAGACGAACCGUAGACUAACUACUCGUGUCACAUACUCCUGUACAGUGUGGUUUAAGGUUAAGGUUCAAAGAAUAAUGCUAAUCUUGGUGAG
Molecule: messenger RNA, 992 nt
Organism: Aphanomyces astaci
Lineage: Eukaryota; Oomycota; Saprolegniomycetes; Saprolegniales; Verrucalvaceae
Exons: 6
Molecular function (GO): oxidoreductase activity
Source: RefSeq, a predicted model, not a curated record